UGAACCUUUUAAUUGUAGUUUCUUUCUGGAGUGUUAUCAGUUUAUUAGAGCAGUGUAGCGUUUAACGUGAAUUUAUUUUGGUAUUUCAAUUGGCUCCGUAGGCUCCGUAUGAAAAUGGAUCGUGAACUUGAGAUAAUCAUUCCAAGAUCGAAGAUAUACAGGAACGAAACGACGUCGUCGCCCCCGUAUUGAAGGUAAGCAACGAUUAACAAAUGUGAGAACAAUUAAGUCGAAUAAUAACGUUUCGUCAAUAUUCAAUCAAUUGUAAAGUUAAGUAUUUUUUCCUGUCUCUUGAAUUUGCGCACAUUGUGUUUUGGUAAGAUGAUUCGUAUACUUCACAAGUGUUAAUAGAAGAAUGAUUUCUUCUGAUGAAUUAUCGGUAACUUGUUGUAUAUCGAAAGCGGCAUCGUAUAAUAAAAAUGAUACCGCCAGCGCUGAUAGUUUCAUUAGCAAAUUCGGCACGUGUAUUAUGUCUUCUUUCACUGCUGGAGAUUUCCUUUAUCAGCCAUUCUUUUUAAAGAAAAUAUGCAUCAAGAACGUUAGAAAGAUGAAACAAGGAUCAACGGAACAGAUAUCUUCCUCUUACCUAUGCCGUUCAGUUGGAAGGAUUCAAGCAGCGAGCAAAGAUCCAUUGGUGGAGUUUUGGGCAGCAAGGAAUUCCCCUGUUCGGACACAGUCCCCGAUAACAAGCCCUGUGCCAGUCUGCGCAGCUUAAAAUGUUGGUAGUAGCAGAUGAUUUCAGAGAUAUAUUUAUCAAUGUGCGAACAUCAUUGCACGUCAUAAAACCUCAUCGCCUGUUCUUUUAUCAUCAAAACUUGUCACAUUCAGUUUGCAUUGUUCACCUCCUUCCCAAGCAAAGUACGUCAAGUACCAUCAAGUACUUUUUCCAACAUUUUCUUUACCGAUUCAUAUUCAUAAAGCCAUGCGAUCGUCUCUUGGAGCUUCCAAUAAAUCGUUGGACCUGAUUUCUACUACGAAAACUCAGGGUCCUUCCGCUUUUUGCUCCCAUCUCCCUUUUUCUAACUAUUUCCCUAACUCCGCCUUUGCUUCUGUUCUACCCUGCGUGCAGCUGGAGCUGACUUAUUUCACAUUGUGACGCAUUCCCUAGAGCAAAGGGAAUUUGUAGAAUAAUCUCACUGAUAUAAACAAUCCCUGACUAACUCCCUUGGUUGGUGAGAUGCCAACACUCGUGCAUGAUCGCCAAAGGUGCUUCUCCGGCAUCACCUCAGCUCUGGGCUCCGAUGCAACGAUAUCAAUUUCCUGCGGAAAGUCUAAUCUUUUGAUUUAUUUUUUUCAGCGACAGUCAUGAACCCCGUUUGAGAAAAAUUCAAAUGUGAAAAAAAUAGCAAAUUUAUGAAACAAGCAUCUCGUAAAGCCAGUUCGAGUCGAUACUCAAUGUGUUCACUGAAGCGGAAUAUUUUUUCGUAUUUUUUGAUUCUUGACUUGUGUGGGAGUCGUCGGUAGCUCAGUUAGUUUAGAUGUGACCACCUGUGUGUGUUUACCAUUAAAUACAUUUUCCUACACGUGUACGCGUUGAGCCAGUAGUAUCUUCAUUGCGUUAAUUUAUUUUGCGAGAUAACUGAUGAAUUAUUUCAGGCAUCGUCCUCGCCCCGAUGAUGUGUUCUGAUGUUUACGAAUUCCCAUUGUUUUGAGUAUCAUAGUUUGCCCAUCGCAAACAAACUUGAAAAAAAUAAUUUUAUUCUAAGGCAUCGCAGAAAAGUGCUCGGUAUAAAUACCUCAUAAAGUCCCCUGAAGACGGCAUAAUAUUUUAGUUCUCGCGUAGCUAAGACACCGCUCACUGGAGAAAGUAAGAUUUUCUUAAAUUCUGCGAAAUUAGAGCUUCGGGUGAUUUGAAAAAGGCACAGUUGGAAAGAUUGAGAAUAAACGGGGAAAAUGUGGAAUCGUGGCCUGUUGCUCGCCGCAUUGGCGAUAAUAAUUACCGUCGGAGGUGCGAAUGCACAAAAGCCGCGAAUAGGUGAAUCGAUUAAUUUAUUGAAGCGUUAUGGACAUUUUUUUGAAAACUUGAGCAUCAGAUUCAUGCUCAAGAACGUCACAGAUGCGCGGAUUUAUCGUGAAUCGGGCUCUACGAUUUUUAAACCCCCCCCAUCGACAAUUAAUGUGAUACGGUUCGGUGGAUCAUCCGUUAUGGUCUCUGCUAAUAUUCAAGUCGCAUUUUGUACCAAGGCUGAACAAUUGAUGCAGGAGGUUUUUAACGGCUUCGUGUUCGAGGGCAUAAAGGAACCUUGGCGCGCUUUUCAACUAGAUUGGUCGAAAUCCACGAUCGCCAGGAUAUUCGGUAUAAAUGAAUUCUUCGUCCAAGAUGAUUAUCGCUACAUUUUGCUUAAGAUAAUCCGUUCAAGCGACAAUCAAUUAGCGUUCGAACCUAGUGCAGUCGAACUGGACGCCGAUGCGGCCACCGGAACUGAACGUGUCUUCAUAAAUGAUACAGCCAGUACUUUCGAAUUUAUUAAGAGAUUUGGCACGCAUUAUAUCUCUUCUUACUCUACUGGUGAUGCCCUCUAUCAAGUCUUCGUUUACCGUGCUCCGGAAUUUGAAAUGGUGAAAAAAGUAAUUGAAAAAAAAAGUAUAUACGACUUAGAUACAAUCGAAAAAAAUUGGUAUUUUUCCUCUCCUGUCGUCUCGCACGUUGGGAGAAUACAAUCGGCGAGUGGAGAUGCAUCCUUUGAGAAGUGGGUAACGGAGAGACUAAAGACAUCAUCCUGGAGCAUCGCGACUACGGAGCCGCACUCGAGUCUCCUGAACAUUAUUAGAAAUGAUAAAUUAUUGAUACGAUUUUAUAGAAAGUUCGAUGAUCGGGCUCUUCUCCGAAUGGAACUGAAAUACUUGUCAGCCGCCUUCCGAAAUUCUACUCUUCGAGAAUGGUUUAACUUUUACAUUUCUUCAUUGAUCAAAUAUGUAAUCACCUAUCUCUCGAAAUAAAAAUGACCAUCGACACAUUCGUAUUCGGAGUUUUGUACAGGAGUUUGUCCAGUUUACUUGAUUUUCUUUAAUCUCUCCGCACUGCCCUUGCACGGGCGAAACUUGUUUAUUAUAUAUGCGUUUGACCGCGAACAUGCAGUUGAUUUUCCCAAAUAAUUCAUGCGGAAUGUUUGCCAGAACGGCGAACAAAUUAUGCUCGACCAUUGUGAGAAUAUAAAUAUUAUCGCUGGACGUGGUUUUUAGCAAUUAUUCGACAUGAUCGUAUGUAUGAUUAUGAAAUAAGUGAUAAGAUGCAAAAAUAAACGUUUUCAACGAA
Venturia canescens is the source of this 3256-nucleotide messenger RNA. Its product is annotated as torso-like protein. The transcript is spliced from 3 exons. The record is from RefSeq and is a predicted model, not a curated record. Lineage: Eukaryota; Metazoa; Arthropoda; Insecta; Hymenoptera; Ichneumonidae. The coding region runs from base 1894 to 2940 and encodes 348 amino acids.